This is a messenger RNA of Acanthisitta chloris (rifleman), 1207 nucleotides long. It is a transcript of the gene ITPK1, whose product is annotated as inositol-tetrakisphosphate 1-kinase. The record is from RefSeq and is a predicted model, not a curated record. Gene Ontology annotation, molecular function: inositol-1,3,4-trisphosphate 5-kinase activity; inositol-1,3,4-trisphosphate 6-kinase activity; ATP binding. The annotation marks the transcript as partial. Gene Ontology annotation, cellular component: cytoplasm. Gene Ontology annotation, biological process: inositol trisphosphate metabolic process. The transcript is spliced from 8 exons. Lineage: Eukaryota; Metazoa; Chordata; Aves; Passeriformes; Acanthisittidae.
CUUGACCUCACUAAACCCAUUGAAGAUCAGGGCCCUUUGGAUGUGAUCAUACAUAAACUGACAGAUGUCAUCCUUGAAGCAGACCAGAAUGACAGCCAGUCACUGGAGUUGGUUCACAGAUUCCAGGAGUAUAUUGAUGCUCAUCCAGAAACCAUUGUCCUGGACCCUCUCCCGGCUAUUCGUACACUUCUGGACCGAUCCAAGUCUUACGAGCUAAUUCGGCAAAUAGAGGCUUACAUGCAAGAUGAGAGGAUCUGUUCACCACCCUUUAUGGAGCUGACAAGUGCCUAUGGAGAAGAUACCUUGCAGCUUAUAGAGAAGAAUGGACUGGCAUUCCCAUUCAUUUGUAAAACCAGAGUGGCCCAUGGAACCAACUCUCAUGAGAUGGCCAUCAUCUUCAACCAGGAGGGCCUGAAAGCUGUUCGCCCGCCUUGCGUCAUUCAGAGCUUCAUCAAUCACAACGCUGUGCUGUAUAAAGUCUUCGUGGUCGGGGAGUCCUACACGGUGGUGAAGAGACCAUCUUUAAAGAACUUCUCUGCAGGAAUCUCAGACAGAGAAUCAAUAUUUUUCAACAGCCACAAUGUUUCCAAACCAGAAUCCUCAUCCGUCUUAACAGCACUGGAUAAAAUUGAAGGAGUGUUUGAGCGGCCAAACGACGAUGUCAUCCGGGAAAUCUCUAAGGCUUUGCGGCAAGCACUGGGAGUUUCCCUCUUUGGAAUCGAUAUCAUCAUUAACAAUCAGACUGGGCAGCAUGCAGUCAUUGAUAUAAAUGCAUUCCCAGGUUACGAGGGUGUGUCUGAAUUUUUCACAGAUCUCCUGAACCAUAUAGCUGCUGUCCUGCAGGGUCAGGUACCUGAGGUGACCCAGCUAAACCGCAGCAAGCUCCUGGCAGAGCAGAGCGGUGGGAUCAUGGACGAGAGGAUAUGCUGUGCUAGCACAGGCUGCCUCAGCGUCAUGGGAAAAGACUCCUCCUGGAUUGUGGAAAGUGAGACCAACAGCUCAGUAAAACUGCAACAUCAGAGACUAGGCUGCAACUCAGCAGUGUCCCCCAGCUUCCAGCAGCACUGCGUCGCUACGUUGGCAACAAAAGCUUCCUCUCAAUAACUUACCAAUGCCAUGGACUGAGAAAAAGCCACAGGGAUCCAAAUUGUGGUCCCACAACCAGAUCAGGCUGUAACAAUACAAUUGAGAAAAAAAAAAAGAAAAA